AUGUCGAGCUAUUUCUCUUCCUCGGGCUACGUUCUCCUACUUGUUUCCUCCAUCAUCGCAACCUUGACAGUUGCUCUGAGGUUCUGGGCGAGGAGGAUUCGAAAAAUUCGCCUGGAGCUGAACGAUUACCUUAUCGUGCUUGGGCUAGUCUUUGCACUGGCUGAGGUUAUCGUGGACAUUUAUGGUAGUCCUUCGUCUCUUACGCUGAAAAUGUAUUGGUCAGCAAACGACCCACACGUCCAAGAAAUAGACGCCGGAAACUACCAAGCAGCUUACUCCUUUUCUUCAUAUCACAUAUCCUCUGGGCAAUCGCCGUAA
Molecule: messenger RNA, 318 nt
Organism: Letharia columbiana
Lineage: Eukaryota; Fungi; Ascomycota; Lecanoromycetes; Lecanorales; Parmeliaceae
Exons: 3
Coding region: 1-318 (105 amino acids)
Source: RefSeq, a predicted model, not a curated record